AUGGUGGUUAAUGGGCAUUGCCAUCGACCGAACGUCUCUGUCUACGGAGAGCAGCAGAGCCUCGGUCAAACGUCUCUGUCUGUGAACAUGCGGAAGGCAACAGGACGUAUGGUGGCUUUGUCUUUUUUCUUCCAAGGGAGGGCUUCGGGGACAUCUCUGUCUGUGAACGUGCGGAAGGCAGCAGAGCGUGUGGUGGCUUCGUCGUUUUUCUUCAAGGGGUGGAUACUGGCGAACGUCUCUGUCUGUGAACGUGCGAAAGGCAGCAUAACGUGUGGUGGCUCGCCAAAAAGGGCGAAAGGAUAG
This is a messenger RNA of Penicillium roqueforti, 303 nucleotides long. RefSeq lists its product as uncharacterized. Lineage: Eukaryota; Fungi; Ascomycota; Eurotiomycetes; Eurotiales; Aspergillaceae. The record is from RefSeq and is a predicted model, not a curated record. Bases 1 to 303 code for a protein of 100 amino acids. The transcript has 6 exons.